Molecule: messenger RNA, 2364 nt
Organism: Cercocebus atys (sooty mangabey)
Lineage: Eukaryota; Metazoa; Chordata; Mammalia; Primates; Cercopithecidae
Gene: RIOK3
Product: RIO kinase 3
Exons: 13
Coding region: 598-2157 (519 amino acids)
Biological process (GO): maturation of SSU-rRNA; protein phosphorylation
Cellular component (GO): preribosome, small subunit precursor; cytosol
Molecular function (GO): protein serine/threonine kinase activity; ATP binding
Source: RefSeq, a predicted model, not a curated record
CAAGCACCACAAACGCCGACCGUCCUCUCCAGGCCUUUUCCGUCUAUAAACCUGCCAUUUGCUGUCUCCCAAGUCAUCCCAGUUUAGAACUGCUCCAGGAAAUAAUGAAUGAACAGAGAGAGCCUAGUUUGUUUAUUUACAAUCCACCAGUCUAAUCUAGUUUAGAUCCAGCGGCAGUCUCGGGGUGCCAAGGAGAUGGCAGUGCGGGGACAGGGCAGAGCCUGGGCCAAAGGAAGCCACACCCAGUUCUUGCCAUGCCCUGCCCGACAUAGGCAACGUGACACCAAGCGACAGCCAGCUGAUCCUUGCUUCCCCGAGCCCGGCGGCCAGCGGCCGGAAGUAGCCUGCCCGGGGGCGGGGAAAGGAGCCUUAAGGAGGAGCUAGGGGCGUGUGGCCAAUUGCAAGCGACUGUCCCAGCGAAGAGGGCGGAAGAGGAGAGAUCCAGUUCCGGACGCGGCCGCCGCCGUCGCCGCCAUCUGUCACCUCCAGCUCCGGCAUCAGCAACCAGUUGUCCCUGCCCCGCCUAUCUCCUCGGCGGAGCCUGCUUCCCAUCUUGCCACCUCUCUGUUCUGUUCUUGUCUCUGCCUUCAUCCCCGAAUGGAUCUGGUAGGAGUGGCAUCGCCUGAGCCCGGGCCGGCUGCGGCCUGGGGACCCAGCAAGUGUCCAUGGGCUAUCCCUCAGAAUACAAUAUCUUGUUCGUUGGCUGAUGUAAUGAGUGAACAGCUGGCCAAAGAAUUGCAGUUAGAAGAAGAAGCUGCCGUUUUUCCUGAAGUUGCUGUUGCUGAAGGACCAUUUAUUACUGGAGAAAACAUUGAUACGUCCAGUGACCUUAUGCUGGCUCAGAUGCUACAGAUGGAAUAUGACAGAGAAUAUGAUGCACAGCUUAGGCGUGAAGAAAAAAAAUUCAAUGGAGAUAGCAAAGUUUCCAUUUCCUUUGAAAAUUAUCGAAAAGUGCAUCCUUAUGAAGACAGCGAUAGCUCUGAAGAUGAAGUUGACUGGCAGGAUACUCGUGAUGAUCCCUACAGACCAGCAAAACCGGUUCCCACUCCUAAAAAGGGCUUUAUUGGAAAAGGAAAAGAUAUCACCACCAAACAUGAUGAAGUAGUAUGUGGGAGAAAGAACACAGCAAGAAUGGAAAAUUUUGCACCUGAGUUUCAGGUGGGAGAUGGAAUUGGAAUGGAUUUAAAACUAUCAAACCAUGUUUUCAAUGCUUUAAAACAACAUGCCUACUCAGAAGAACGUCGAAGUGCCCGCCUGCAUGAGAAGAAGGAGCAUUCUACAGCAGAAAAAGCAGUUGAUCCUAAGACACGUUUACUUAUGUAUAAAAUGGUCAACUCUGGAAUGUUGGAGACAAUCACUGGCUGUAUUAGUACAGGAAAGGAAUCCGUUGUCUUUCAUGCAUAUGGAGGGAGCAUGGAGGAUGAAAAGGAAGAUAGUAAAGUUAUACCUACAGAAUGUGCCAUCAAGGUAUUUAAAACAACCCUUAAUGAGUUUAAGAAUCGUGACAAAUAUAUUAAAGAUGAUUUCAGGUUUAAAGAUCGCUUCAGUAAACUAAAUCCACGUAAGAUCAUCCGCAUGUGGGCAGAAAAAGAAAUGCACAAUCUUGCAAGAAUGCAGACAGCUGGAAUUCCUUGUCCAACAGUUGUACUACUGAAGAAACACAUUUUAGUUAUGUCUUUUAUUGGCCAUGAUCAAGUUCCAGCCCCUAAAUUAAAAGAAGUAAAGCUCAAUAGUGAAGAAAUGAAAGAAGCCUACUAUCAAACUCUUCAUUUGAUGCGGCAGUUAUAUCAUGAAUGUAGGCUUGUCCAUGCUGACCUCAGUGAGUAUAACAUGCUGUGGCAUGCUGGAAAGGUCUGGUUGAUCGAUGUCAGUCAGUCAGUAGAACCUACCCAUCCUCAUGGCCUGGAGUUCUUGUUCCGGGACUGCAGGAAUGUCUCGCAGUUUUUCCAGAAAGGAGGAGUCAAGGAAGCCCUUAGUGAGCGAGAACUCUUCAAUGCUGUUUCAGGCUUAAACAUCUCAGCAGAUAAUGAAGCUGAUUUUUUAGCUGAGAUAGAAGCUUUGGAGAAAAUGAAUGAAGAUCACAUUCAGAAGAAUGGAAGGAAAGCUGCUGCUUUUUUGAAAGAUGAUGGAGACCCACCAGUGCUAUAUGAUGAAUAGCACUGAUACCCACUGCUUCAGUGUUAACACAGCAGUGAGUGUCAGCUGCCAAUAGCAAAUGAAGUUGUGGGUGACUCGAAAUACCAGAACACGGGGAGUGGGCAAUGGUGCUUCUCUGCUUCCCCCCUUGUAACCCAUGUGCCAGAUGUGUGGAAUCUUUAGCUCAGCAUUGAGAGAAUAAAAUGUCACUACCUCUCAUCUUAUGAA